Molecule: messenger RNA, 1797 nt
Organism: Pimephales promelas (fathead minnow)
Lineage: Eukaryota; Metazoa; Chordata; Actinopteri; Cypriniformes; Leuciscidae
Source: RefSeq, a predicted model, not a curated record
UGCCAUAUUCCUGGUUGAUGCGUUCCUGGACGAGUGCAAGGUGGAUCAUCAUGGACACACUGAAGGAGGGUCAAAACAAUCAACAAAGCUGUGCGUUUGGCUUGAUGAGGACAAUGGUCAACCUCUGCCAAAAAGACGUAGAGCUGGGGAGAGACGAAAGCGAAAUUCAGCUAACGUUACUGUUUCUUCAGCAAGCGCCACACCCUCCUGUGCUCCAUCAACCAGCACAACUGAGACACUACAAGACACUGUGACCAUCGAAAAUUUAGACUCCCUCAUUCAAGAGGUCAGAGACCUCUUGGGAAAUGGUGCUGAACAACCUCUCCCCUCACUUUGGAGGGACAGGCAAACUUCCUCUCUGGAAAAUUGGACAGUAUUAAGGCCCUUCAUGGUGAACAAUAUGUUGUCAUCAGAGAAGCCGAAGGAGGGGGUUUGCCAUCAUUGUGGACACAAGGCUGCAGUAGUGAUGUGUAGAGACUGUUUACCACGAUCACUCUACUGCACAGCCUGUGACCUUUCCACACAUGAGGCCCUGGUGCUUCAUAACAGAGCAUCCAUGGUGGAGGGGUUCUUCAGACACCCGCCACCAUCCACUUUUGUUCAGCAGGAUGAAGGAGGGAAAUUCUCCUAUUAUGAAAAAGAUUGCAUGUUACCAAUCGUUCCUCCCUGCUGCGACUGCUCCACUGGGCAAACAAUCUUUUCCAGGGGAAAGCCAGUUAUUUUAGUUGGAAUGAAUGGAACAUACAACCUAUUCCUUCCAUCAGUAAACUGCUCCUGUGGAAAAACCUUGCCAGUAACCAUGAGUGAUCUGGUUGAAAGUGGUUACUGGCCAGCCACUGUCAAUUUUGAGACCUUGUACAUGGUGGACUUGUUCACCACGUAUGAAGAUCUUAAAAUCACUGCCCCAGGGAUGUCAAGACAAGCUUUUGUCAGCAUGCUUAAAUGUGUCGUACAAAACUCUUUGGGCGAAGUGGUAAGAUAUGUGGGGACACAAUGCAGAGGGCCUUCCUCGAAUGGGCCUAUGCCAAAUUUGAGGUUGACAAGCUGUCUCAGGUCCAUCAUUUUCAGUGUCCUGCAUGCACACCCACCAUGUUGGCAGUUGCAGUGGAUGGGAACCGCAAAUUAUAUCGUUUCAAAAGCCAACCAGGACCAAGACCUGAUGGGUUUUUUGAUGGAGUCUUUUUGGCCAGUGAUGCUGAGGUGUCCUCCUUUGUUGAUUACAUCCAUGGAAAAACUGGACAUAAUCCAGGAAAAGGGAGAUGUGGUGCGGGUCAGUGGACCGCAGCACGAGAGUCCGCCAACAAGUCUGCGAGUAAACUAGAUGAGGAAGGUGUUGAAGUAGCUGUCUGCCGUCAUGGGGUUUUGUUGAAGGGAUUGAAUAUGUUUCGUAGAGAAGUUUUUGCAUACCCAUUAUAUCUCCAGAAACAGCUAGCUUCACAGAACGUUCAGUUCUUUUGCUCUGAUGUGGUCUGCAAAUAUUGGCCAUAUCUGGAGAGAGUUGUGGACCACUGUCCAGAGUUGGAGGACUUGCUGGAUAUGCGCCCAUUUCUCUCCAUCAUGCAUGCAAAAGCGCAUUCAUGGAUGUGUGAGUUAAAAUGGGGGGGGGGGCGCAAUCAAGAAGGAGCUGGAACAACAAUCGGGGAGGAGGUUGAACAGGUUAACAGCUUCCUCUCCCGAGCAGCCAUAUGUUCCAAGUACAUGUCAAAAGCCGGUAAGCAUUUUUCAUGUAUAGUUGUGUCAAAAUUGAGACCAAGGGGUUUGAACACUGAUGCUCGGCCUUUGCAUUUUAGAGUUCCA